GCGCGCUGGUAUUAUAAGCGACGGACAGACGCUUUUGCUAGAGUUAGAAGCGACACAUUAUUCUUGUAGUCUGGUAAUAAAACACCUAUAUUAAAAAUAAAUAAAUAAGUACAACAGUUAAAUACUUAAGUAGACACACCACUACAGAGUCUGGCCGUGGUUCGGUGUUUGCGGGUUUGAAUCCUAUAAUCGUCUUUGAGUCGAAGGAAAAAUUGGGAUUUAUGCACACAAUCAAGAAUCGAUUAUUUCAAGUUGAAAGCACGAAACUACUUUUUGUGGGUAUUUUAGGGUCCGUCUCCAUCCCCUGUCCCUCAUGGCUCUGUCACUCAGGGACCCCCCACAGAGGCGGCGUUCACUUGGACCCAUCUCCCCUAAACGGCUCUACAGGAACCUGUCUGUCAGGCUGAGGGGCGGGGCCUCCAUUGACCAAUCACAGCCCUCCACCACGCGCAAGGUGGAUAGCGGGCGGCAUAACAGGAAGUCAGCAGCGUCCUAUCUCUCUCUCUUCGACGCAGUGGAGAAUGAAGACACUCAGGCAGUCCACCUCAUGCUCUCCUCUGCUGGUCUGCUGAAGGAGGAUCUCAAUGGUUUGAGCUCGGAGGGACUGGUUCCCAUGGACGUUGCUGUACUCACCAGUAACACCCCACUGGUCAGGAUACUGUCACAGGCUGGAGCCAGGGACAACCCCCACUUGACCAGCACUGAGGAGAGGGGGUCUCAUCUGAGUGGUCUGGUCUUGGAGGCUGGGCGCAGGGUUCUAGAGCUUACCAGGGAGGUGAAGAAAGGGCUUCAAACAGAAGAGGAGGAGGGAUCCCAGAAGAGGAGGGAGCUUAGAGUGUGGACCCUGAGGCUGCAGCUCUACACCAGGAUGAGAGACAACUACCAGAGCACAGUAGCCCCGGGCCCUCCCAGUAAUGUAGCUAUACAGGUAACCAGUGAGACCUCACUCAUGGUAACAUUUCGGGAGCCGACGAGUGGCCCAAAUUCAGGGAUUAUCACUCAGUACAAAGUGGAGUGGAGUUGCAACGAGAGCUUUAACCCUUUGUGUGGCUGGGAGACAGUUCAUGAUCUGAGGGUCUUGCAGUUCAGCAUCACCGGACUGACUCCAGGGCUGCGAUAUUUCGUGCAAGUCUUCGCCUACAAUGUGAAGGGGUGGGGGCCUGCUCAGAACUCCAGCCCUCCCAGUGCUGUACCCUCUAGUUGGAAGGAGUGCUGCAGUGUGAUCCGGAGGAGGAGGGAGCAGGAGAGAGCUGUGACCAAAUUGCUGGAGCAAGUGGAAGAGCCACAGUACAGAGGAUUCUUCAUAGAGACCUCAAAAGUCCUUGCUCCCAGUAAGAGUCUGUCUGUGUCCCGCAGCCUCAAGCAGCUCUUCCACUCGGCAAAUAAGUUUGCCCGCUGCCUUCAGAGGGGGGUAUACCUGGCAACUGUUUUCUACCAUAAAGACAACAUCCUGGUUACUGCCGAGGAGCAGAUCCCAUUGGUGGAGAUCGACAGCUGCUCCACCUCCGUCAUGCAGGAGUUGAAUUGGUUUGUGAAGCUGUCCUGUGCCUGGAAGGAUGUCCAGUGGCUGCAGCAGGGAAUGGCCUCAGCUCUCUCCUCCUCCUCCUCAGUGCUGCAGACCAGACAGAAGAUCCUGCUGGCAGUGUCACAGCUACAGAGCGCGCUAGGCACUGCAGACCUGGGGCAGGUUUACUACGAACCCCUCCGAGACCAGCAGGGGAACAUGCUGUUGCUCACGCUGCACCCCUACCCCCUCCCCCAGCCCCCUGCCCCCCUGCACUGGACCUCCCUAGCCAGCUUCCAGAGGAGCCAGAGGAAGAGUAGCAUGGCCACAGGUCUGCUGCAGGAGCUCACUGCCAUAGACACACUCGCUGCACAGCUCAAGGAGAAGCUGGCCUAUCACAGGCGCAGCACCCAGACCACUCCCCCCGGGCUCUAUCUCGGCUUUCUAAAGCUCUACAGUUCCGUGGAGCAAAAGAUCCAGGUGCUGGUGCCUCAGAAACUGCCCAACCUGCUGUGCCACUGUCGGGUCCGAGAGAACAAGCAUGUCUCCCGAGUGGAGUGGGAGUGGCUGCAGGCCCUGUCCUCUCAGAACCAGCCAGUGGAUUUGAGGAGCUGCCCCCCCCAAACUCCUCCUAGUGUGUUUGUGAGGGAGCUGAGAGCCGCGGUCAUUCAGCUGCUCACCCAGCUCAGCAUCCCCCUCGCUAAGGCGCUGGAUUACCGUCUCUACACACAGGAAGUGCUGCAGUUCGGGGACAGUGUCUCCUUCCUGCUGCUGCUUCCGCACCCCGAGGAUAUCUGGUCCGCCCCGGGGCAGCACGGGAGAGUCAACGGCUUCCUGACACUGCCGCUGCACAUCUUUGAACUGGUUCACUUCUCUGCCUACGAGUCUGAGUUCUACUCAAGGUACUGCCAGGCCUCUGUGCUGCUGGAGCUGGACUCCAAGCUGUCUCAGCAGGCUCUGAGAGAGGCCCUGGACAAGAGGGAGGCACAGAGAGCCAAGGAGAGGCACACCCAGGUCAUGGUGCUCUCACAGCGUUUGGAGGAGCUGUGGCGGGAGGUGCGCUGGAUCACAGAUGCUCUGCACUGGUACAGACAGGGCUGCUGCGGAGCCCCUCUGCACUGCUUCAUGGAGGCCAGCGUUCACACCGACGCCGGAGUAAAACCAGACCCAGCCCUGGACUGCCCCCCGCCAGCACCCUCCAGCUCAGAGUUCAGCCAGGGGCCAGACUCCCCCCACAGCAGCUCUGAAGAGGAUGAGGUAUUCUGGCCGCUGUGUGGCAGCGACUCGGACUCACCACCCCAGCCCAGGAGCUCCAGGAGCCAGGUCCCCAGCCAGUACUACUCCCUGCGCCGGCCCGGGAAGGAACCCUGCAGAGGGGCCCGUCUGCCCGAGAGGAGCCUGGUGGAGUGGAUCAACGGCCCCCAGGACAGCUGAGAAACAGGAGUUGUGGAAUAGGUGGCUCACUAAUAUAAUGGGACAGUCUAUGAGUCUGUGAUCCUGUGGUACUGUAUUCCAGGCAGCUUAUUAAUAUAAUGGGACAGUCUAUGAACCUGUGGUACUGUAGUACAGGCUGCUCACUAACAUAAUGUGACAGUCUACAUGGGUGAAAGUGACCAAUGAUCAUUUUGACUGAAACUCCUGGGGCAAAACCAAUCUUCUGGCCCCCCAAAGCUCUGGGGUUGUACACAGUGGUGCUGUAACAAUUUUUAUAUUGGGGGUGCUGAAAGCCGUUGAACAAAACUGUAACCCCUGGAUAUGCAGGAGGAGAUGCACCCCCAGCACCCCUAGUUCCAGUGCCCCUGAUUGUACAUGCUCUCAGAUGCAUUCUGAACCAUUUUGGACCACUUUAAGAAGCAAAUUUUAACUUGACUUGUAGAAAAAGAAAUUACUUAACUUACAACUUGUCAUUUUUCCAGAUGGAUGAACCUGAUAAAUCACACAUGAGGCUGGUUAAACAUAAUUUUUGAAAUGUUACUGAUCAAACCUUUUACAUGUAUGUCCAAUUCACAUAAUAAUCAUUUUAUAAAACCUCAGCUGCAAAAUUCAUAUACAAUCUCUGCUUAACUCAAUCAGAUGCAGGGUUCAUACAGUUUUUCUGAUACAAAUUUCAAGGACUUUUCAAGAACCGUUUUGACAAAAAAAACUAAUUUAAGGAAUUAAAAAAUAAGCUUUUGCAUUAAUAGUUUAUUUACCUGUAUAAUAACAAAAAUCUAAAUUAUACUCACUUUGAGUAUAGAUAGAGCCACAUGUUUUUCGCAAAUACGAAAUAGCAUGAAAUAAAACAAAAUGAAACAUAUAAAUUGAAAUAAAACGAAAUGCAACAUAUAAAACGAAAUAAAAGGAAAAAUCAUUAUAAAGCAAACAUAGAAUACCAUUUUUAAUUUGGGACGUUUAUACAAAAAAUACUGUAAUGUUGAGCGGAAUUAAGUAGCCAGACGACUGCAGCAAGAUCUCGUUCUCUAAACAGCAGACUUUAUUCAGCAAGGGUCAGCACACAAUAACCCAGCCCACAGAAGUGUGCAAGCUGCCCCUUUAUACCGCAAAACCCAGUGAAAACAUGUAGCCUUUAGACAUAACAAGACAUACAAUGUAGACAUAACGAGACACGUUAUUGGACCCCACAAAUCGAACGAGGGACAAACGCAACACGAUUGGACAACAUUCACAAACAUUCAUUGUUUUAAACUAGUGAUAACACAAAGUACAGUAUAUCUAUAUAAAACAUAUUGUACUUUGCUGUGUAGAGGGGUUGGUCCCGUGGGUGGAAGCCAGAAUGGGGAAAAACAAAGAACAGAAACAAAAAGGUGCACAUUCUCUGAGAGAUAGGUAGUUAGUUGUUCAGUAAUCAGAAUUGUCAUGAAGUAAAAUUAAACUAAAAUAAAUAUGAAAAGAAAAUACACAGGGGCGCCGAAGCACCGAGGUACCGAGGCUAUGGAGCACCAGGGGCCCGAGGGUCUCUCGGGUACUGGGGUGCAAGACUACAAAGACCUCGAAGCAUCGAAUUGCUGAGGCAUACAGUCCUCGAGGUGCUGAGGGUGUCGAAACACGAGGCACCAAGGCUCUGGAGUGCAGGGGCCCGAAGCCACUGAGGGCGCAAUGCACGGAGCUCCUAAAGACUUGAGGCAUCAAAGCGCCGAGGGGUGGAGUCCUCGAGGCACCGAGGGCGUCGAAGUGCUGAAGUACCGAGGCUCUGUGGCAGUGUGCCACCGAAGGUGCCGCUGCACAGGCUUGAAAAACCUCGAGGUAUCGAGACGCCGAGGCGUGUAGCCCUUGAGGCACCCAGGUUGUAGAGCGUCGGGGCAUGAGGCCACUGAGGGCGCCGAAGCGCGGGGCUCGAAAGGCCUUGAGGUGUCGAAGCGCCGAGGCGUGUAGCUCUCGAGGCACCGACGAUGCCGAAGCACCGAGGCUAUUGAGGCUCCGAGGCACCGAGGACCCAAGGGUACCGCAGGCGUUGAGGCCUAGACACGGGUGCCAAAGCACCGAACACCAAGUACCGAGAGCAAAGCACCAAGGUACUGGGCUGCGUGUCUGUGUCUGGGCAACCAGAAAUAGCGCAAAGCUUGCAGUGGAGUGGAGCACCCAAGAUGGCGUCCAGACUGCGUGGAGCCCUCAACCGGUGCAGUAGUGCAGUCACGAACCUGGAGAAAGUAGAGAGACAGAAGAAAGAAAAAGAAAACACACCUGUUACCUUUUUUUUUUUUUUUUU
This is a messenger RNA of Acipenser ruthenus (sterlet), 5210 nucleotides long. RefSeq names its product ankyrin repeat and fibronectin type-III domain-containing protein 1-like. The record is from RefSeq and is a predicted model, not a curated record. NCBI's taxonomy places the organism in Eukaryota, Metazoa, Chordata, Actinopteri, Acipenseriformes, Acipenseridae. Gene Ontology annotation, molecular function: protein binding. Gene Ontology annotation, cellular component: spindle. The transcript has 18 exons. The coding region runs from base 314 to 2938 and encodes 874 amino acids. Gene Ontology annotation, biological process: establishment of mitotic spindle orientation; regulation of establishment of bipolar cell polarity.